UCCUACAAGAAAUACCUCUGCGUCUAACUCAGAUCCGCCAGGAAAAGAUCCCAUCAUGGCGUCCCACAAGGUGUUGAUGCUCGGCGCUGGUUUCGUCACCCGUCCAACCCUCGAUAUCCUUUCCGAGUCAGGCAUUUCUGUCACUGUCGCUUGCAGAACCCUCGAGUCCGCCAAGUCACUCUCGGCUGGUGUCAAGAAUGCCAUCCCUAUUUCCCUCGACGUUACUAACGAUCAGGCCCUGGACGCCGAGCUUGCGAAGCACGACCUCGUCAUCAGCCUGAUCCCUUACACCUUCCAUGCCACCGUCAUCAAGUCUGCCAUCCGACAGAAGAAGCACGUUGUCACCACGAGCUACGUCUCGCCCGCUAUGCUGGAGCUCGACCAGCAAUGCAAGGAUGCCGGUAUAACUGUCAUGAACGAGAUCGGUCUGGACCCGGGUAUCGACCAUCUCUAUGCUGUCAAGACUAUCGAAGAAGUUCACAAGGAGGGCGGAAAGAUUACGUCUUUCCUGUCGUACUGUGGAGGUCUCCCUGCCCCAGAGAGCUCUGGAAACCCAUUGGGAUACAAGUUCUCCUGGUCACCCCGCGGUGUUCUUCUCGCCCUGCGAAAUGCUGCUAGCUUCUACCGAGAUGGGAAGGUUGUCAACGUGGCAGGCCCAGAUCUGAUGGCUACCGCUAAGCCAUACCGCAUCUAUCCAGGAUUCAACCUUGUCGCAUAUCCCAACAGAGAUUCAACCCCGUACAAGGAGCGCUAUAACAUCCCGGAGGCCCAGACCAUCAUUAGGGGUACUCUGCGCUAUGCCGGCUUCCCAGAAUUCGUCAAGGUUCUCGUCGAUAUUGGCUUCCUCGACGAUACCGAACGAGCCUCCUGCAAGGAACCCAAGCCCUGGAACCAGAUCACACAGGAUGUUCUUGCUGCUUCAUCCUCGGACGAGGCGGAGCUUAUCAAGGCCAUCUCCGCCAAGAGCACGUUCCACGACGAUGAGCAGAAGGAGCAUAUCCUGGCCGGUAUGAGAUGGCUUGGAAUGUUCUCGUCACAGAAGAUCACUCCACGAGGAAACCCCCUGGAUACCAUCUGUGCCACCCUCGAGCAGAAGAUGCAGUUUGGCGAGGGAGAACGGGAUCUUGUCAUUCUUCAGCACAAGUUCGAGGUGGAGUUGAAGGAUGGUAGCAAGCAAACCAGACUCUCCACCCUCUGCGAGUACGGCAGCACUGAGGCCGGUGGAUACUCAGCGAUGGCCAAGCUUGUUGGUGUCCCAUGCGCGGUUGCCGUCAAGCAAGUUCUGGAUGGAACCCUCGCCGAGAAGGGCGUUCUCGCUCCAAUGAACAGCAAGAUCAACGAUCCUCUGAUAAAGGAGCUCAAGGAGAAGUACGGAAUUGCCUGCAAGGAGGAGAUCGUCGCAUGAAGCAAUACCCAUGGGGCAAUUUUUCAGUAGCACAGUGGGAUUACGAUAGAAAUCAAAGGAAAAGAAACCUUAGCUUCUUUGUGAACAAUACAGACCGAUCGCAGUG
Molecule: messenger RNA, 1511 nt
Organism: Cryphonectria parasitica EP155
Lineage: Eukaryota; Fungi; Ascomycota; Sordariomycetes; Diaporthales; Cryphonectriaceae
Product: Apo Saccharopine reductase
Exons: 13
Coding region: 56-1405 (449 amino acids)
Cellular component (GO): cytoplasm
Molecular function (GO): saccharopine dehydrogenase activity
Source: RefSeq, a predicted model, not a curated record